This is a messenger RNA of Canariomyces notabilis, 670 nucleotides long. RefSeq lists its product as uncharacterized. The record is from RefSeq and is a predicted model, not a curated record. The coding region runs from base 282 to 539 and encodes 85 amino acids. NCBI's taxonomy places the organism in Eukaryota, Fungi, Ascomycota, Sordariomycetes, Sordariales, Chaetomiaceae. The transcript has a single exon.
GCCAUUGGCAGCUCUAUGUGAGUAGCAUGGGAAGCUCGCCUAACGUAAGGACCUCAAAAAGUAGCAUGAACGCCUAAUGACGGUAAGUCUCUCAAACAUAGCAGCCUGAACGUCGCUUAGGCAAACCAACCACGCUGACUGGUGACUGCCCACGAUUCUAGCAACGUCCUUGCCAAAUUUACCUGCCAUUAAUGAGUCAAGGCUUCUCUUGCUGGUGCAAUGCUUAGCCAACCUUAAAGGCUGUCAAAUUCAGGAGUGGUCCGCCGUGAUCGAGAGCAACGAUGACGCAGGUCCUAGUUAACUUGGCCACUGCCGUGCUAUCCCAACUCUCCUUCGUAUCAAACGUAUUCUGUCAGCCAGUCCCGACAGGCUUUGCGAGUCCGGAAAUUGUUGGGAUUGUCAAGCUUGACUUCCAUCUCCAGUCUGCAACCGUUCAGUGUGGCCAAUCGUGGUGCCAGCGACGGAAGAAUUUCGAAUAUGCGUCACUCAAGAUAAAGUAUUCACGACGCUUGCAAGACCAAAGGAUUUCGCAGUCUUGACGCUUCAUUCCGGGAGCAAUUCGACCCUACCCUUCGACACGCCAAAAGCUCAGAAGAGGACGCGGAAUCUCGCAAUACCUGUGGUGCCACCGGUAUAUUUAGUCAAGAUGACGGGGGUAUCUCAGAGAACU